Molecule: messenger RNA, 1653 nt
Organism: Didymodactylos carnosus
Lineage: Eukaryota; Metazoa; Rotifera; Eurotatoria; Philodinida; Philodinidae
Source: the annotation of a GenBank genome assembly
AUGGUUAGUGGAAAGUACGUCAUUAAUACUAAAAAAUCAACAUUAAAUAUUAAAAAUUUUGUUGAAAAAUUCAUUACAACAACAAGAAUAAAAGUCUAUUUGCAACAGUUAAUUGCCAGACAAUCAAUGAUUCAAUUAUUAGCUGAGAGUGAUAAAAACCCUAUGAAACGAUCGUUGGGUGUGUGGCAAUUAAUUGCGUUAGGAGUUGGAGGAAUUAUUGGUACAGGAAUAUUUGUGUUAAGUGGGAAAUCAGCUGCACUCUUUGCUGGUCCAUCUAUUAUUAUAUCAUUCAUCAUUGCUGGUAUAGUUGCUGGAUUAGCAGCAUUAUCGUACAGUGAAAUGGCCAGUAUGGUACCUUUAUCGGGCAGUGCUUAUACAUAUUGUUAUGCCACGAUGGGUGAGUUUCUUGCUUGGAUUAUGGGUUGGUAUGUGACCUUGGGUAAUCUAGCAGCAAUAGCAACAGUAUCGGUUGGCUGGUCAGCAUAUAUAGUUAAUUUAAUUCAAGUAAUAUUUCCAUUCAAUGCAACCAGAUCAUUUAUACUAUCACCAAUAAAGUGGAAUGAAACCAGCCAGGAAUUUAUUUCAACGCAUGCUUACAUUAAUAUACCAGCUAUUGUCAUUAUUGUCGUAUUAACAAUAUUGGUCUUCUUUGGCAUACAGGAAUCGUCUAAAGUGAAUUUUGUUGUUGUUAUUAUUAAAAUAUUUGUUAUUUUAUUGGUCAUAUUUGCUUCAUUAAAAUUUAUUGCUCCAAAUAAUUAUCAUCCCUUUAUACCUAAAAAUGAAGGUCAUUUUAAUUCAUAUGGUGUUACAGGCAUGUUACAUGCAGCUACAAUUGUCUUUUUUGCCUAUAUUGGAUUUGAUGCAGUUACAAAUGUAGCACAAGAAACAAAAAAUCCAAAACGUGAUUUACCAAUCGGAAUUCUUGUUUCAUUAUUAAUAUCAACUGUGCUUUAUAUUGGCGUUUGUAUUGUAAUGAUUGGUGUUGUACCCUAUAAACGACUCGAUUCAUCUAGUCCAAUGGAUGUUGUAUUAAAAGCAACACAUUUAGGAAAAUGGAUUAUAAUAAUUGUUGAUAUUGGGGCUAUUUCUGCACUUACAUCAGUCAUAUUAGUUAAUCUUAUUUGUCAACCAAGAAUUUUCUAUAGUAUGGCAAAUGAUGGUUUACUUCCACAAUUUAUGGCAAAAAUUCAUCCCCGUUUUAAAACACCAUGGAUUGCUGCAUUGAUUACAGGUGUAAUUUGUGCUCCAGCUGCUGGCUUUCUUCCAUUAGAAAUGUUAGGUGAAUUAACAUCGAUAGCAAAUUUAUUUACACUUUUUCUUGUUCAUAUAUCAGUUAUUAUUAUGCGAUUUACUCAAAAAGAUGUUGAAAGACGUUUUAAAGUUCCAUUAGGUCCAUUUGUUAUACCACUUAUUGGUGCACUUUUAUGUUUAUUAUUAAUGAUAACAUCCGCUACACAAACAUGGAUAAGAUUUUGGGUAUGGAUGGGAUUGGGUAUUUUAAUUUAUUUCUGUUAUGGUAUUAGAAAUUCAAAAUUUAAUCAUAAAAAGGUGAAAGAUUCAUCGGUGACAAUCGCCACAGACGUUACACCACCAUAUGCUGAUGGGUUAUCGGUACAUGAAGAAGAGGAGAAAAAACAUGACUAUUUUAUUUAA